Microplitis demolitor is the source of this 2109-nucleotide messenger RNA. RefSeq names its product P protein. NCBI's taxonomy places the organism in Eukaryota, Metazoa, Arthropoda, Insecta, Hymenoptera, Braconidae. The transcript has 12 exons. Gene Ontology annotation, cellular component: membrane. The record is from RefSeq and is a predicted model, not a curated record. Gene Ontology annotation, biological process: transmembrane transport. Bases 1 to 2109 code for a protein of 702 amino acids.
AUGUCUCUAAGUAGUCAAAUAUCGCCUCUGAGCAAUCGUUACUCAAGAAGUAAAGAAAAGUAUAAUGACAUUGAAAAUCCUUAUGCAUCUCAAAGUAAACCUAUAUACCGAUACGUAAAAUUGGGAUUUUUAAUUAUUUACUGGUCAAUAUUUACCUUAUUAUUGAUGACUAAAAGCGAUAAACCGGGAAUGAUGAAUCAUUUAUCAAUACCAAGUCACAAAGUAAGCAACGUUGAGAUUGCAGAUGAACCAAUAAGUAAUAAAGUCAAGUUGAAUCUCGAGGGUCCACUAUUGCCCACACUAAAGACAGAUGAUGCUAAUCCCUCAUCAUAUCAUCUCCUUGUCUGGCUUGAAUUAAUUACCAGUGAUUAUAAUAAAUCUCAAAAUUUGACUGAGCGACUGGUGAUUCCGAUUCUACCGCCAGAUUUGCUUAAAAUUUUCCCACACCAAAAUGUUCAAAAAACUUUGCAUAUUAGUAAUUAUGUCAAUAGAUCGGGUAAUUAUUCGGUGCGAUCGAAUUUUGAAUCUAAUUUACCGAUAGAGAUUAAAAUUUCUUAUGCUUUUGAUCUGUCACCGGCGAGUCCUGAGGCAGGACUAAUUUAUGGAACAGUUAUUUUGUUGGGUCUUUAUAUUUCGAUUAUUUUUGAAAUUAUUAAUCGCGCUCUCGCUGCUAUGCUCGCUUCUACGAUGUCUCUAGCUGUCUUGGCAUUUUUAAAUGAGCGACCGACAACGACAGAAUUAAUGUCAUGGAUCGAUAUCGAUACACUGUUACUAUUAUUUUCAAUGAUGAUACUCGUAGCAAUUUUAGGAGAGACCGGACUUUUUGAUUUUCUGUCCGUAUUUGCUUACAAGAUAACUAACGGAAAAAUUUGGCCGCUAAUUUAUACCCUGUGUUUUUUCACUGCAGUAUUAUCCUCGUUUUUGGACAAUACUACAAUGGUAUUACUAAUGACUCCCGUAACAAUAAGACUCUGUGAAGUAAUGGAGCUAAAUCCUGUACCAAUACUGACAGCAAUGGUUAUAUUUUCAAAUAUCGGAGGUACGCUAACGCCUGUUGGUGACCCGCCAAAUGUUAUUAUCACCACCAACUCAGAAGUCAUCAAAGCGGGAAUGAAUUUCAAUUACUUCGUGUUACACAUGAGUAUUGGCGUAGUAAUGGCCCUAUUGGUAGCAAGUGUUCAACUAAAAUACAUAUUUCGGGACAUGAAACUCCUAAAAUACCCCGAGCCUCAAGAAAUCCAAGAGCUGAAACACGAAAUCGCUAUUUGGCAACGUGCUGCUGCAAGUUUGUCCAGUUACAGCCGUGAAGAAAAAUUAGUUCGUGAUAUAUUAUUAAAAAAAGUAAAAUCAUUAAGUACUUUGUUGAAUAAUAAAUUAGCUACUGGCAGUAGUAAUUUAUCAAAAUAUAAAUCUACUCUCGAAGAACUACAAGAAAAGUACCCGAUACGUGACAAAUGGCUGCUAUUAAAAUCGAGUAUUACAUUAAUAUUUGUGAUAAUACUUUUUUUUUUGCACAAUUUGCCAAACGUUAAUUUAUCACUUGGGUGGACGACCUUGUUAGGUGUUUUUCUUAUUCUCAUACUUGCGGAUACAAAAGAUUUAGAUGGAAUUUUGGCACGAGUGGAGUGGAGUACCUUGAUAUUUUUUGCGGCCUUGUUCAUCCUUAUGGAGGCACUUUCAUCUAUGGGUUUAAUUGCAUGGAUUGGCAAGCAAACCGAACGGGUAAUACUGUCAGUAAACGAAGACUUCAGACUAGCGGUUGCUAUAAUUUUAAUUUUGUGGGUAUCGGGAAUCGCGAGCGCGUUUGUUGAUAACGUCCCUUUGACGACAAUGAUGGUCAGGAUUAUAACUAAUUUGUCGCAAAAUGACCAACUUGGGCUGCCACUUCAGCCGCUGGUUUGGGCUUUGUCCUACGGCGCUUGCAUGGGAGGUAAUGCAACUCUCAUUGGAGCUACGGCAAAUGUUGUUUGCGCUGGUGUUUCUGAGCAACAUGGAUACCCAUUUACAUUUAUGCAAUUUUUCAAAAUGGGGUUUCCAAUAACGAUAGGCAGUCUUGUGACAACUACUAUUUAUCUUCUCAUAGCUCAUAUUGUUUUCCAAUGGCACUGA